Molecule: messenger RNA, 2527 nt
Organism: Budorcas taxicolor (takin)
Lineage: Eukaryota; Metazoa; Chordata; Mammalia; Artiodactyla; Bovidae
Gene: DYM
Product: dymeclin
Exons: 17
Coding region: 255-2264 (669 amino acids)
Biological process (GO): Golgi organization
Cellular component (GO): Golgi apparatus
Source: RefSeq, a predicted model, not a curated record
CCCGCCUCCGGGCCUCCGCCUUGACGCUGCCCGGGCCGGAGCCGAGCCGAGGAGCCGGAGCCGUGGAGACGUGGGAAACAUGGAGGCUUGAGGCGGCGUGCGCCACCCCAGCUGCGGCGGUGACCGAGGCUCGUCGUGUCCCCGCUGUUACCCAACCGUCUGUCCGUGCGCUGAAAGCGGAUCUCCCCGCCGGCUGAGGCAGGUUGUUUUGUGGAAAUGAAGGAUUAAGGACAAGUAAUCUACCAGAUUAAAAGAUGGGAUCAAACAGUAGCAGAAUUGGUGAUCUUCCUAAAAAUGAGUACUUGAAAAAGUUAUCAGGCACAGAAUCUGUCUCUGAGAAUGAUCCGUUCUGGAAUCAGCUUCUAUCAUUUUCUUUCCCUGCACCAACAAGCAGUACUGAGUUGAAGCUCCUAGAGGAGGCAACCAUUUCAGUCUGCAGGUCUUUAGUUGAAAAUAAUCCUCGAACAGGAAACCUUGGUGCACUGAUUAAGGUCUUCCUUUCUAGAACCAAAGAACUAAAACUUUCAGCAGAAUGUCAGAACCACAUCUUCAUCUGGCAGACACACAAUGCUUUGUUUAUUAUUUGCUGUUUGCUGAAAGUGUUCAUUUGUGAGAUGUCAGAGGAAGAGUUACAACUUCAUUUUACUUAUGAAGAAAAAUCUCCUGGCAGUUAUAGUUCUGAUUCAGAAGAUCUUUUGGAAGAAUUGCUCUGCUGUUUGAUGCAGUUAAUCACUGAUAUUCCACUCUUAGAUAUUACGUAUGAAAUAUCAGUAGAAGCUGUGUCAACAAUGGUGGUUUUCCUUUCUUGCCAACUCUUCCACAAGGAAGUUUUGCGACAGAGCAUCAGUCACAAGUAUUUGAUGCGAGGUCGAUGUCUUCCAUACACCAGCAAACUUGUGAAAACCUUAUUGUAUAACUUCAUCAGACAGGAAAAGCCGCCUCCUCCAGGAACGCAUGUGUUGCCUCAGCAGUCGGAUGGAGGAGGACUGCUCUAUGGACUGGCAUCAGGAGUAGCAACUGGACUCUGGACUGUCUUCACCCUGGGUGGCGUGGGCAGCAAAGUGGCCGCUGCCUCAGAACUUUCUUCCCCUCUGGCCAACCAGAGUCUUCUGCUUCUGCUGGUGCUGGCCAACCUGACAGAUGCUGCAGAUGCGCCAAACCCCUACAGACAGGCCAUCAUGUCUUUUAAGAACACACAAGAUAGCAGUCCUUUCCCCUCAUCAAUUCCACAUGCUUUCCAGAUUAACUUCAACAGUUUGUACAUGGCCCUGUGUGAACAGCAGACAUCCGACCAAGCUACUCUUCUUUUGUAUACAUUGCUCCAUCAGAACAGCAAUAUUAGAACAUACAUGUUGGCUCGCACAGAUAUGGAAAAUCUUGUUUUACCAAUUCUCGAGAUUCUGUAUCAUGUGGAAGAAAGAAAUUCACACCAUGUGUAUAUGGCUCUUAUAAUAUUGUUGAUCCUUACAGAAGAUGAUGGCUUCAAUAGAUCCAUUCAUGAAGUGAUGUUAAAAAAUAUUACUUGGUAUUCAGAGCGGGUUUUAACUGAAAUUUCACUGGGAAGUCUCCUGAUACUGGUUGUAAUAAGAACCAUUCAGUACAACAUGACAAGGACAAGAGACAAGUACCUUCACACAAACUGUCUGGCGGCUCUAGCGAAUAUGUCUGCGCAGUUUCGUUCCCUCCAUCAGUAUGCUGCCCAGAGGAUCGUCAGCUUGUUUUCCUUGCUGUCAAAAAAACACAACAAAGUUCUGGAACAAGCCACACAGUCCUUGAGAGGUUCAUUGAGUUCCAAUGAUGUUCCUCUACCAGAUUAUGCACAAGACCUAAAUGUCAUUGAAGAAGUGAUUCGAAUGAUGUUAGAGAUUAUCAACUCCUGCCUGACAAAUUCUCUUCAUCACAAUCCAAACUUGGUAUAUGCACUUCUUUACAAACGAGAUCUUUUUGAACAAUUUCAUACUCAUCCUUCAUUUCAGGAUAUCAUGCAAAAUAUUGAUUUGGUGAUCACCUUCUUUAGCUCAAGGUUGCUGCAAGCUGGAGCUGAGCUGUCAGUGGAACGAGUCCUGGAAAUCAUCAAGCAAGGGGUUGUCGCACUGCCCAAGGACAGGCUGAAGAAAUUUCCAGAACUGAAAUUCAAAUAUGUGGAAGAGGAGCAGCCCGAGGAGUUUUUUAUCCCCUACGUCUGGUCCCUGGUGUACAACUCGGCAGUAGGCCUCUACUGGAACCCACAGGACAUCCAGCUGUUCACAAUGGAUUCCGACUGAGAGCGGCCCCGUUCCCCGCCCCCCACCCCACCCAGCCUCUGACCCCCUCCAGCCGCAGCCUUUCUACUUAUGUUCUUUCUGGGGAACGGAGGUAGACAGAUUCCCUGGUGUGUCUUCUAUUAAAGAGGAUCACACAGGCGUGUUUCCCUUGCACACGUGGGUUUGGAGAAUUGGUGCCAGUUGGCAAUAGAUCACUCAGUUUAGAUUCUAGUGCAAAAAGUGGGAGGGGGGUACGCAACCAUAAUAAAUGUGAAAACCAGCUA